AUGAUGCAAAAUUAUUGUCAAAUUGCAUGCAAGGAACGCAGAACUUUUAUCGCUUUUAAAAUUCUUCAGAAAAAUGCAGUCGGCCAAGAACUGUAUGAACAGGUGUUCUAUGCACUGGAUCUGGAUGAGCGCGAUUACUUCGGGCUACAGUUCAUGGAUCAUUAUCAUGUACAGCAAAAAAUUCGAACAAAAAAAAAUCACUCGCUUCCUUUUUUGAAAAAUUUUUAUUGUUGUUGCGAAAUUGCCGAUGCGUGUGCUGCGGUCGAUUUUUUAUUUACUACAAAAAUUUACGCAGUGAAAAUUUCAAAAAAAUCAUAUUAUAUUUGUAGGUAUCAGUUUUUCUUGCAACUGAAACAGGAUAUUCAGUCUGGAAAACUGGAGUGUCCCAGAGAACUAGCUUGUGAGCUUGCUGCACUGGCUUUACAAUCAGAACUCGGUGAUUACAAUCCUGUGGAGCACACUGCAGCCCUGAUUUCAGAAUUUCGCUUUCAUCCAGAACAAGACGAAGAAAUGGAAAUUGCAAUUCUGGAAAAAUUCACUACUUGCAGAGGUCAAUCGCCAGCUCAAGCUGAAUUGAACUAUUUGAAUAAAGCAAAGUGGAUCGAGCUGUAUGGCGUUGAUAUGCAUGUGGUCGAAGGAAAAGAUGGAAAUUUUUAUAAGUUUGUUUUAUUUCAUAUCACCGAUAAUUAA
Molecule: messenger RNA, 690 nt
Organism: Gongylonema pulchrum
Lineage: Eukaryota; Metazoa; Nematoda; Chromadorea; Rhabditida; Gongylonematidae
Source: the annotation of a GenBank genome assembly